AUGAUGANUCGUGGAGAUUUUCGGUAUGCUACACCAACAUUAACUGUUCAGCGACUCAGAUUUGUCAAUGGAUAUUGCAAGGACGCUGAUGGUGGUUGUGCUAUUUUACAGAAAAAUGGUGGAACAACAGUCGUGAUUGACUCCAGUUUUGAGAAUAACAUUGGUCCUACGAUAGGUCAAGAUGUUGCCGGAGGUGCCCUGUGGACAAUAGGUGGUGGUGAUACGACCAUUGUUCGAAGUGUUUUUCGCGACAAUAAAUGCUCGAAUGGAGGUGGAAUAGGCAUUCUUGGUAGUGGUUUAUAUAUCUACAAUAGUCAUUUUCAAAAUAAUCAAGCUACGGGCAAUGGUGGUAAUCCGGGUUUGGGUGGUAAUGGAGGUGCAAUUUCUUUUGAUGGACGCGGGAGAAUGAAUAGUAUAUGCGGAACGCGAUUUACAAGUAAUCGAGGAAACAAAUUUGGAGGCGCCUUCUUUCGCGUAUCUUAUAAUGGAAAUGAGACAAAUAAUUUCGAUUCCGUUUUGGUGGACAGUAAUUUUAUUCCUGUAGACAGCAAAGGAUUAGCAGGUGGAUUAUACAUUCAAGGUGGCAGUGCGUCCAUUCGCAAUUCGAUCAUUGCAAAUAAUUCAGCAGGAGGUGCCGGUGGAUUAUUCUUAGCCGACGAAAAGUCUGUUGCGCUGAUUGGUGUGAAUUUCUAUGAGAAUCAAGCUUAUACAGGUCUUGGUGCUGCAGUAUAUUGUAGUAACCCUGUAUCGGGUUCAUUUACUGGUUUAACGGUUGCCAAUAACCAUGCUGGUGCAUUCGGUGCUGCAUUUGCCUCUUGUGGUACAACCAUAACACUUUCAAGCUCAGUUAUUGCAAACAACACUGUCGUUAACCCUUGGCCAGCCAAUGCAUGUACUAGUACAAUGACUCAUGGAACAAAUGUAGUUCAGUCUCCCAUGAAUAAGCAAAGUCCUGCUUCCGGAACGGAUUCUCCGUGCACGAACGGUCCAGUGACAAUGAUAAAUAGUGUUUCAAUUUCAUUAGAUAAAACAACGUGGAAACUUCAGGCGACCGGAGUGCAAGUCGGAUACGUUGGCCCAAACGUCGUCCCCGGUUUAUAA
Messenger RNA from Adineta ricciae, 1101 nucleotides. Lineage: Eukaryota; Metazoa; Rotifera; Eurotatoria; Adinetida; Adinetidae. The record is from the annotation of a GenBank genome assembly.